AUGCUCGACGGACACGCAAGCCGCUGCAACAGGCCUACUACAUUCUUUGUGCCCGCCAACAACACCCUACUUGACAAGUAUCUGGAGCGCGAUGUUGCUUCCCCAGUCCUGCACACACCCUCUGGCCUCGUCGUUCGAUUGCAGCUGAACCGCAGCGCAUACGACGGCAAGGACGCGCUCACCGCUGCGCUCUUCAUCUUUGUACCCAAAACUGGCGACGACGACGCGCCAACUGCUACGACAAAGGCGCCCAUUCACUCGCGCAUUAUGCAGGCGACCAAGAUCAUCCGGGCCCAUUCAAAAGACCGAUGA
Peniophora sp. CBMAI 1063 is the source of this 312-nucleotide messenger RNA. The record is from the annotation of a GenBank genome assembly. Lineage: Eukaryota; Fungi; Basidiomycota; Agaricomycetes; Russulales; Peniophoraceae.